UGAUACAUAAAAUCUAAAUAGCACCCCUAGUUUUGAGUCGACCCGUCCCUAGUGGAAGAAGGCGGAGAAUUUUGCAGUCGGCGAAGGCGGAAUGAUAAAUUGCAAGAUUUCGGCCAAAGAAAGAUGAUAUUUCGCCCUUAAUUCAUUCCUGAAAGGUCACUUACACGUCUGUACGAGUGCCUAAUCUACAGUCAUGGCAGACCGACCAAUGAAAGUUGGGAUGCGCGUGGAGGUGGCGGGGAAGGGCCUGGUGGGGACGGUGGCGUACGUCGGAACGACCAUGUUUGCCAGCGGGAAGUGGGUAGGCGUGGUUCUGGACGAGAAGAAAGGAAAGAACAACGGCACAGUCCAAGGGAAGAAGUAUUUCAACUGCGAUGACGGCUAUGGCAUCUUUGUCAGGCAGUCUCAGUUGAACGUGUUAGAGGACCAGUCUGGGGGAUCUGCCAGCACACCCAGCACACCUUCGCAGGAGGAAAAAUCUGUCUCCAAACGAACCCCGGGGGCCAGAGCACCAAGACCAAGAUCCACAGCCUUUGAAACUCCCAGAGCCAGUCGGGGGAGCCGGGAGAAUCUUGAGAGACAACCCUUCCGAUUCAAGUCCAUACCCCAAAGGAAAACACCAUCUUCCAGCUCCAAGCCUCCAACUAGGAGCGCAUCCUCCACUGAACUUAAGACUUCAAAGACUGCAAACUCCGACCAGCAGACUAAAAAGUCCAAAAAAUCCCCAACAUCUAGUAACUUGGAUGAAACCAUCAAGGAAAUGAAGUCUCCCACCCAACCUUCCAAGGACUCUUCCAAAUCCAAAGAAUCCACACCUUUAUCCACCCCUGUGUCCACCCCUGUGGGCCCUACUCAAGCAGAAAUGGACGAGAAAGACAGGAACAUCGGGGAGCUCACUGCCAAGGUCAAGGACCUGGAGGAGAAGCUGGACACCAUCAAGGUCAAACGUCUGGAGGACAAGGGCAAACUCAAGGAGUUCGAGAAAAGCAAGAUCGAAAUACAGAAGCUUCUAGAGUUUAAGAGCAAGAUGCAAGAAGCCAAGAAUGAUCUUGAGAAACAGCUGAAAGAGGCAAAGAAGGAAGCCAAAGAGGCUCUUGAUGCGAAGGAGCAGUUUGAAGAGGAGAUGAAGGAUGUGACAGAGACCAUCGAGAUCGCCACCCUGGAUAAGGAGAUGGCAGAGGAGAAGUGUGAAGCCCAGCAACUGGAGGUCGACCAGCUCAGGGAGAGGCUGGAAGAGGCACAGACUGAUCUCGAGCUUCUUAAGAAUGAAAUUGCCACUUCAGGCACAGAGGGUGCUGCUACCAGCUUCCAGGUCAAACAGAUGGAGGAACAGAACAACCGACUCCGCGAUGCUCUCGUCAAGAUGCGGGACCUGUCCCAGUCUGAGAAGCAAGAGAACCAGAAGCUUCAGAAGGAGAUUGACAAGAACAACUCCCAGCUGAAGACCCUGACUCAGCAGAAGGAGAAGCUGUCCAAAGAGGUGGAGGAGGCAGAGGCAACUGUGGAUGAACUCAAGGAACAGGUUGACGCUGCCCUUGGUGCUGAAGAGAUGGUGGAACAUCUCACCGAGAGGAACCUCCAGCAGGAGGAGCGCAUCCAGGAGCUGGAGGAGCAGGUCGGCGACCUGGAGGCCAUGCACGAGAUGGACGAAGAGAUGCAGGAGAGCGCCCGCGAUAACGAGAUCGAGAUGCGGGAAGAAAUCGACAUGGCUAACUCCAAAGUUCGGGAGUUCCAGCGGAAACUUGAGGCAUCUCAGGAGAUGAUCGCAGACCUGCAGCAGACCAUCACCAAGUAUAGAGACCUCACCACCCAGCUCAGGGAGAAGAAUGAAGACCUUGCGGAGCAGACAGCAGAACUGGGGAAACAGGAGCCCACCACUCCAGUGGAGACUUUUGACUUUAAGGCCAAGUUUGCAGAAGUCAAGGCCCAUGCCAAGCAAAUUGACAUGGAGCUGCGUAAACUGGAGGUACAGCAGGCCAACCAGCAUGUCAACCUGCUAUGUGCCUUCAUGCCAGACAACUUCCACCGCAGGGGAGGCGAUCAUGACUGUAUCCAGGUGCUGCUGCUUAUUCCCAGGAUGGUGUGUAAGGCUCAACUGCUGGCAGACCAGGUCAGGGAUAAGCAUGAGUCAAUAGAAGAGCAGUUGUACGGGCCUGAUGAGGAGGGGGAGGAGGGAGAGAGCCAGCAGUUUGAGAUCCCACAGGGUGGUUUAGACCGGGCGCAGGUGGUGCGCAGCCACGUCGGAGAACAGCUGGGUUUUGCCAACCAUCUCAUCUACUCACUGGCCAUCUUCCAGUCCAUCCUGCACAAAUAUGACAAAGCCCUGAACUCGUGUUCUGUGGAGCUGUACAUGAAGGUGGGGACGCUGUACCCAGAGAUGGCCAUGCAUGAGAGGGCCCUGGAUCACCUCAUCGACCUGCUGAAGAAAGAUCAGCUUGAUGAAACAGUGUCCAUGGAGGCCUUGAACAAAGCUAUUGCUUUCUACCAGGCUGCUAGAGACUAUCUGGAAGCUCAGAAAAGGCCCAAGCACCUGUACAGUGUACACCUGAUGAACGAAGUGGUGGACUGUACCACUCUGCUCGGGGACCACCUGCGUAUCACGUCAGCAGCGCAGGACAGUGUCCAGACUGACCUGAACCGCCUGAAAGUUCUGCUGCACCCCGGACAGGAGACCAGCGACUUCGCCAUCCUACUCAAGGACUUGGAGACAUCUAAUGGGGACUGUAGACAGUUUGCCAAGAAGAUUAAGAGACACAUGCCUGGUGAGGAGAGCUCCAGGACCCUGUCCUUUGGACAAGAGGUACAUGUGCAGGACUCCCUGGCAGACUGUGCCAAACACCUGGACCGGCUGGUCAGGUGUCUGCAGGACAUCACAGCAGGUGCCAUGUCUCAGGCCGCUCUUCUUGGUGACAAUGAGGGUAUCCAGGCUAAGAAGCUGGAAGAGCUGGCCUUUAAGGUGUCGGACCAGGUGUACGGCAAGGAUGACACAGGCCCGUUUGAAGCCAUGAGGAUGUCGUUCUCCCUGCUCAUCAUAGCAAUGAAUAAACUGUCAACUGCCAUGAUGGAAGGAGAAUAUGAUUUCCAGGGGCCACCUGAACCUAAGGAUACUCGUCCAUACGCUGUCCACUUCCUCCGACCGUCAGCCACUGGUCCAAAGCCCCAACCACCGGUGGCGAUCCGAGCGACAAAGGUAAAGGGGGAGAUCCUGGACUCAGAGGGCAUGGGUCUGAAGCUGGAGGACAGGGAGACAGUCAUCCGGGAACUCAAGAAGUCCCUGAAAAUCAAGAGCGAGGAGUUGAGCGAGACCAAUGUGCGUAUUGGGCUGCUGGAGAAGAAGCUAGAUAAUGCGACUAAAGAGAGCGACAGUAAGACUGAAUACUUGAAGGUCCAACUGGAGGAAACUAACGAGGCUCUCCGCAAGAAGGAAGAGGAGUUCGAGCGAACCAUGGACGCCCUGCAGGGCGACAUUGACUCACUUGAGGCAGAGAAGGCAGAGCUGAAACUAAGACUGAACCAGAUGUCCAAACGCUCCCUCUUAGAAGGCCUGACACGCCACCAGGCAGCCCCCUCUGGUAUUGCAGCUGUGGUGGCAGGGGCUGCAAGUGGUAGUGAUGUAGUGACUGGAGAUGUAUCGUGGGGUGAAGGUGUGGGCAGUCCAACAUCCGGUGUGGUUCCCAUGACAACAGGUCAGACUCUGGUCCGAGACUCUCCGCUGCUCCUUCAACAGAUUGAUGUACUGAGGGUAGCUCUUCAUCAUGUCAAGCAGGAGAACUUCAGACUACAGGCACAGAAAAUGAAUGCCCUGCUGGCCGGCCUGCCCCCGCUGAAGGUGCCUAAGAAGCCUGUGGGGCUGAUCAGUAGAACAGGGCUGGUGCAGGUGGAGGGAGGGGGUGGGGACGCUGCACCCUCCAGGAACAAGCUGGGUGAACUCACCAGGAAGACUGACAAGCUCCUCACUGAUCUGUUCCACAUGAGUGCCUGUCCUAAGGUUGUGGAUAUCUCCCAUAGAAAGCCAGGCACUGUUCCCGUUCUAGAGAAGGCCACCCCAGCCCACCAGCUGGCCCAGAACACUGCCCGUAUCCAGGCCAUGCAGAAGGCUGCUGACCAGCUCCACAAUGAAGUGCAGGCUUUGGUGGCAGCCCAGCGCAAAGGAGGGCAGGUCAGAGGGGACUUUGCUGCUUUUACCUCCCCAGAACUCGCCAAGGCCAUGGAGGAGAAGGAGAACUGUGUGUGUGUGGGGAGAGUCAGCCUGCCCAGCGUAGAGAAGGGUCUGUUCUCCGUACAACUCCAACCCAAACAUCUACGAGAAAUCCACUCCAAGUUCAUCAGCUGAGGCAGAGAACCACUAUACCAGUGUCAUACGGAUCAAAGCUGUCUACAAGACGCACUGGGAAUAAUUUGUGUUUGAUGGUUAUUCGCAAAAUCUCCUUUUUACCUUUGGAGUACCUUAUUACACGAUACCAUGAUAUAUGCCUGUGUUAACUGAAGGAGUAACAGAAAGACCAAUAGUGAUCAUCAUCAAUUUAUCAGUCACACUUUGAAUUGCUUCCUUUAGUUUUGAGGCAAGAAAAGUUGGUUAUGUUGAUAUAGCCUCUUCACGAAGUCUGUGUGUUAGACAGCCUUGAUCCAAAGUUGAAUACUAUGUAACUAUAUCAUAGCAUUUGUUUGUAAUUAAAAAGAUUUGCAAGCUUGGACAUGAAUUCAGAGAAGGGAAAUAAUUAUGUUUAUGAAAUUGCAUCAACGCAACAACUUAAACCAAUCUCACAAGAACACGAAAAUCUCAAAAUAUGGCUUUUAUGUUAAACUUUCAGUAGCUCUGCUUUUAUCAAUGAAUGCAAUCAUCUGGAUGAAACUACAUACACUUUGAAACCAUUGUGUACAAUGUUUAAUCAUGGGUGUGUGGUGAAGUAAGAAAGGUAUGCUUUGGUUUGCAAAUGUUAAGUUUCCACAUCAACAAGAGCCAUCACUUUCAAUCAGAAAAACUUAUUGCUUCUUUUUGGUGUACAACAAAGUUGUAACAAUACCGAUGCCAAGCUGAAAUAAAUCUGACCUGAAAAGUC
Messenger RNA from Branchiostoma floridae (Florida lancelet), 5060 nucleotides. RefSeq names its product dynactin subunit 1-like. Gene Ontology annotation, cellular component: spindle pole; kinetochore; microtubule associated complex. Gene Ontology annotation, biological process: establishment of mitotic spindle orientation; nuclear migration. Lineage: Eukaryota; Metazoa; Chordata; Leptocardii; Amphioxiformes; Branchiostomatidae. The record is from RefSeq and is a predicted model, not a curated record. The coding region runs from base 194 to 4333 and encodes 1379 amino acids. The transcript has 42 exons.